Messenger RNA from Symbiodinium natans, 1533 nucleotides. The record is from the annotation of a GenBank genome assembly. Lineage: Eukaryota; Dinophyceae; Suessiales; Symbiodiniaceae.
AUGUAUGUGGCGGCCGACAGUGACUCGGAGGAGAGUGAGCGGCGCAGCUGGGAGCGAGAGCGACGGCGGCCUGCGCGGCCGGCGCGGCCGACAUUGCAGAGUGCGGAUCUGGCAGCACAGGAGCUGGCACAGGUCGGCAGCGCCGGCUUCUCUGUGGAAGCCUUCCUCCAGCGUCUGGUUCGAUGUGGACAUGCCGUGAACCAGGUCGUGGCAGAUUGCAAUGCAACGCCUUUCGGGGUGCUGCUCCAGCACCUCUCGAAGGAUGGCUUGCUGAUGGAGCCGAGAGCCCAUCAAGCCGUCGCGUCGGCGCUGGCACACGGUGCGAUAUGGAGCCGGCGGGGCAGCACCUGGCCCUUCGAGAUCCUGUUGGAGGGCUUGGUCAAGCACCAGGCUUUGGAGAGUUCUGCCGGCUGCAGGAUGCUCGAAUUGGCCUUGUCUGGAGGUGCCCGGUGGGAGACGGAGGAUGCAGCGUCUUCCCCGUUCCCGUCUGACUUCAUCUACUGCCAGCUCCUCCAGCACAUACUGGAGGCCAAGGUCGCUGACCGGCCGGCAUAUGUGCAGCUGCUGGAGCGGUCCUUGGUUGAGCAACAGCAUCCGCGGCCCAUGACCAUUCGAUUUGAGGGAGGCGGCUCUAUGUUCGCGAGCUGCGUGCGCGCCGUGGCCACGAAUGGAUCGCUCGGCAAGCCGGUUGGCAACGACUUGAUGGAGAUGGCAAAGCGCCAUGGCGGAAGCUGGGACCUCCGCGAUGGUUGGAACAACUCCGGGCUGGAGGAGCUGCUUCUGUUGCUGCUGACCCCAGAGCCGCCAAAGAUGCUCUCAGUCGAGGCGUGCCUUGGCUACCUAUGGGGUAUCAUCGACGAGGAGCCCAAUCCGAGCAGGCUCUGGAACGGCUCGGACGCAACCCGAACGCAGCCUGAUGACUCGACUUUCUUCAAGCUGCUGGAGGGCAUUGCGAAGCAGUGGCCUCGACCUCCGGCGCCUGACCUGCUCUGCUUUGCGCAGCGCACGGGGGCGCGAUGGGAGGACGUUGCCUGGAAUGAGCCACCUUUCUCUGGCCUGCGUGGUGUCGGAAAGCUGACGCCCUUCCACCGUGUUGUGCAAGCGCUGGGCAAUGCUGGAGCCUUCAGUGACCCCGGAGCCACCGACCUUAUCGCCCGCGCUCUCGAGGCUGGCGCUGACUGGGAGGUGGACGACCCCCAGCUUCCAGGACCGAUGCGCUUCCGCGUCAACAUUCCAAAGCUCAUGUGGAGACAUCGACAUGAGACGGUACAGAUGCUGGCCCUGCUCACAUUCCGCCGAGCAAGGCUCCGCGAGGUGGAUGGGGACAUCAAAGCACAAGAGACUGCGUUUUGCCUGGCUGCACUGGCACGGCUAGUAGCCGCCACACAGCCAGUCACGUUUUCUGUUCGUCACCCGUUGGUCGUUCUGGUUGUCAGCUUUCUUCCUCGGGUCCCGCCGGUGAUCGGUUACGACUUCGAAGCACAUUGGGCGUUCUCCGAUGGAAGCAAGUGCUUCCGCCAACGCCGGAGAUGA